Arvicola amphibius (Eurasian water vole) is the source of this 576-nucleotide messenger RNA. RefSeq names its product prostaglandin D2 synthase (gene Ptgds). The transcript is spliced from 6 exons. The record is from RefSeq and is a predicted model, not a curated record. NCBI's taxonomy places the organism in Eukaryota, Metazoa, Chordata, Mammalia, Rodentia, Cricetidae. Bases 1 to 576 code for a protein of 191 amino acids. Gene Ontology annotation, molecular function: small molecule binding.
AUGGCUGCUCUUCACAUGCUGUGGAUAGGGCUGGUCCUGCUGGGGCUCUUGGGAUUCCCACAGACUCGAGCUGAGGGUGAGAGCCAUGACUCAGUGCAGUCCAACUUUCAACAAGACAAGUUCCUGGGGCGCUGGUACAGUGCAGGGCUGGCCUCCAAUUCAAGCUGGUUCCGGGAGAAGAAAACGGUACUGUUUAUGUGCAAGACGGUGGUAGCUCCCUCCACAGACGGCGGCCUCAACCUCACCUCUACCUUCCUCAGGAAGAACCAGUGUGAAACCAAGAUCAUGGUGCUUCAGCCUUCAGCCGUUCCCGGGCAAUACAACUACAACAGCCCCCACUGGGGCAGCAUCCACUCCGUCUCCGUGGUGGAAACCAACUAUGAUGAGUAUGCGCUGCUGUUCAGCAGGGGCACCAAGGGCCCAGGCCAGGACUUCCGCAUGGCCACCCUCUACAGCCGAACCCAGACUGUAAAGGACAAGGUGAAGGAGAAAUUCACCUCCUUUAGCAAGGCCCUGGGCCUCACAGAGGAGGACAUUGUUUUCCUACCCCCACCGGAUAAGUGCAUUCAAGAGUAA